Pneumocystis murina B123 is the source of this 798-nucleotide messenger RNA. RefSeq lists its product as hypothetical. The coding region runs from base 1 to 798 and encodes 265 amino acids. The transcript has 2 exons. Lineage: Eukaryota; Fungi; Ascomycota; Pneumocystomycetes; Pneumocystales; Pneumocystaceae. The record is from RefSeq and is a predicted model, not a curated record.
AUGGAGGAAAAAGAAAUUAUGCCAGGGAUUUUUAAAAUCUCAUCAUAUUUUAAGAAACUUUGGAAAAAGAAGACAGCACUUAUACUUAGUUCUUUUUUUGGGGUGCCUUUUGUCCUUCCGUCAGCUUCACGUUCAGCGUUUAUAUUGAUGGAUGAUACAUUACCAUGUUCUACAGAUAAGCAGGAAAAAGCAUCAGAAAAUGCGAGAAGAGACCCGGAAAGGUGUUUUUAUAUGGAAAGAGAUCCAUAUUUUGGAAGAUCUUUGUGGUUUCAUCCGGUAUUUGACUUUAUUUUUCCUGGAUGGGGGUUUUAUACGAUACCAAGUUUUUUUCGUUGGUUUUUUAGAGAACAUGGAGUAUUGGAUAGGAAUGAAAGAGAAACCAGAGACUUUGAAAGGUAUAGGGAUUUUUUAUGGCGCCCAAGACUUUUUCACGAUGAAAUUUGGAAAGAUGCAUUUGAAACCUUUGAAGAAUUACGAACGAAAGAAAUUGAUAAUGAAGAAGUUUUUGAAAAUAAGAAUGAAUAUAAAAAGGGAAAGGAAAGCUCUUGGGAUGAAUCAUCUAAAAAAGUAACAUCUACAUUUUCGAAAAAAAUGUUACGUACGUUUGGUGAUGGAUCAUAUGAGACAAUUGAAAUUAUUAAACGAUGCUUUGAUGAUGGUACAUGUGAAACAACCAAAUAUACAGACUCUUCAAAUGGUAAAUAUGCAAAAAAAGGGGAAAUAUUGGAUAAUAAAGUUCAAUCUCCCACAUCUACGUGCACGGAAGAAAGUGCAUUUCAUCCAGCUAUAGAUAAAUAA